UCGUGAUACAUCGGCUAUCUCGGAUUCCUCCGUAAGAUUGAUUUAUGAAAUAAAUCGUCUGCUGAUCCAGAGUGUCAAAGUACGCUCAUGUGAGUGAUCACGUGCAGAUUACAAAAUGGCGUACGCAAUACAGUUGCUGGCUGUUAGUGUACUGGCAUCAGCUCUAGUCUAUGUGGUUGUAAGCCUAGAUAAUGGCCUGGCUCUCACACCACCAAUGGGUUGGCUGUCCUGGGAGAGAUACAGGUGUAAUACUGACUGUAAAACGGACCCAGAUAUCUGCAUCGGUGAGAAACUCUACAUGGACAUGGCUGACCUGCGGUCAGAGGGUUACAAGGACGUGGGCUAUGAGUAUGUGAAUAUUGACGACUGCUGGAUGGCACGACAGAGAGAUGCUAACGGGGCACUAAUGCCUGAUCCUGACAGGUUCCCUAGGCGGGAUAAAGGCACUGGCAGAUUAUGUAUGUACAUGCCAAAGGCCCUGAAGCUGGGUAUCUAUGAGGAUUUUGGAACAAUGACCUGGGGGAUACCGGGUAGCAAGUUCUACAUGCAGAAGGACGCUGAAACCUUUGCCUCCUGGGGCAUUGACAUGUUGAAACUGGACGGAUGUUACACAGACACUGGAGAUAUGGAAUUUGGUACUUAAGCUAGGUGAUGACAC
Molecule: messenger RNA, 658 nt
Organism: Dreissena polymorpha
Lineage: Eukaryota; Metazoa; Mollusca; Bivalvia; Myida; Dreissenidae
Product: alpha-galactosidase A-like
Biological process (GO): glycosylceramide catabolic process; oligosaccharide metabolic process; glycoside catabolic process
Cellular component (GO): cytoplasm
Molecular function (GO): alpha-galactosidase activity
Source: RefSeq, a predicted model, not a curated record